Messenger RNA from Lagopus muta (rock ptarmigan), 2440 nucleotides. RefSeq names its product 1-acyl-sn-glycerol-3-phosphate acyltransferase alpha-like. Gene Ontology annotation, molecular function: 1-acylglycerol-3-phosphate O-acyltransferase activity. The record is from RefSeq and is a predicted model, not a curated record. Gene Ontology annotation, biological process: phosphatidic acid biosynthetic process. The transcript has 6 exons. Bases 16 to 828 code for a protein of 270 amino acids. Lineage: Eukaryota; Metazoa; Chordata; Aves; Galliformes; Phasianidae. Gene Ontology annotation, cellular component: membrane; endoplasmic reticulum.
ACCCUGGGCUGAAGGAUGGAGCUAUUGCUUCUUCACUACCCAUUUACUUUCCUGCUCAUUGCAGUUCUAAUCCUUUGCUGGCUGUAUCCUACAUUCAGAUACUUCUGCAUGAUGACCUUCUACCAGGUGUGGAUCUUCACCAUCAGCUUUCUGGUUAUUAUCAUUGCUCUUCCUCGUGGCCGCAGCUGCGAAAAUAUGAAGAUUCUGCGCAUGGCGAUUCUUUCAGCCAAAUAUUUCCUUGGUAUCAAGAUAGCGGUGAAGGGCGAGGAGAACCUCAGCACUAAGAAGCCUUGUGUGCUCGUGUUGAAUCACCAGAACUCGCUGGACAUUAUGGUGAUGAUGCAGAUAUUACCAGAUCGCUGUGUGCCCAUUGCAAAGAAGGAAAUACUGUACAUGGGCACUUUUGGCCUCGCAUGCUGGCUUUCAGGCAUCAUUUUCAUUGACCGUAAGAAGAAGGAAGAGUCCAUUGCUAUCUUGACAGAGGUGGCACACGCCAUGCGCAAAGAUAACUUCCAUGUCUUGAUCUUCCCUGAAGGAACUCGCAAUCACAGUGGCUCCAUGCUGCCCUUCAAACGUGGGGCCUUCCAGCUGGCCGUGAGAGCCCAGAUCCCCAUUGUUCCUGUAGUGAUCUCUUCCUACAACAGCUUCUACAGCCAGAAGGAGAAGAGAUUCACAUCAGGGACGAGCACCAUCCAGAUCUUACCAGCAGUGGAGACAGUUGGUCUGAGCUCAGAUGAUGUUCCCAAGCUCACUGAGCAGGUCCGUGACUCCAUGAUGAGUGCCUAUCAGAGGAUAUCAGGAAUGACAAAUGGGGAUUCCCAUGAAUGAUCCCACAACCACAAAAAGGCCCAGAAGCAGAAAACACAAAGCCUGCAAGCCUGACAGUGACAGGCAAAAGCAUGGAAUCAUUUGAUUUGGAAGGGACUCUUGAAGCCAACACCCACAGCUCCAUCAGUGCUCAGAACCCCUCCAGCCUGACCUUGGCUGUCUGCAGGGAUGGGGCACCCACCAAACCUCUGGGCAACCUGUGCAGUGCCUCACUGCCCUUAUUGUACAAACCUUUCUCCUUGUAUCCAAUCUAAAUUUCUCCUCUUGUCCUGUCACAACAACCCCUGCUAAAGACUCUGUCCCCUUUCUUACAGCCCCUUUAGAUACUGAAGGCCGCCCUCAGCUCUCCCCACAGCCUUCUCCUCUCCAUGCUGCACAGCCCCAGCUCUCAGCCUGUCCUUGCAGGGAUGUGUUCCAUCCCUGGGAUCAUUUUUCUGGCUCUCCUCUGGAUGCACUCCAACAGCUCCACGUCUCUCCUGUGCUGAGCACUCCCCAUCUGGACGCGGUGCUCCAGGUGAGGUCACAGCACAGAGCAGAGGAGCAGAUCCCCUCCCUGCCCUGCUGGCCACACUGCUCUGGGUACAGCCAGGGGAUGGUUGGCUUUCUGGGCUGUGAGGGCACACUGCUCGUGCCCAGCUGCCACCCACCGGUACCCCCAGAUCUUUUUGGCAGAGCUGUGCUCCAUCCUUACACACCACAGCUUAUACUGAUAGCAGGGGUUGCCAUGACCCAGGUGCGGGUUCCCACCACUCAUUCUGACCAGGUCUCUCUGGAUGGCAUCCUGUCCCUGAGGCACACUGACCACACCACACAGCUUGGUGUGAUCCGCUAACUGCUCAGGGUGCACUCAAUCCCACUGUUAAUAUCACUGAUGGAGAUCAUAAAGAGCUCUGAUCCCAGCGCAACUCACAACCAGUUCCUCAUCCAUUGAACAGUCCACCCAUCCAGUCCAUACCUUUCCAGUUUGGAGACAAGGAUGUCAUGGUGGACCGUGUCAAAGAAAAAUGUCCCCAGAAGAAGAAAAACGUUUAAGUGGUAAAAUGGUGGUCAACUUCCUUUCUGAGAACUGUGCUUCCUGAGCUCUAUGGAUGGACACUCAAUGGACAACUGGACAAUAGUUUGUAAUCUUAACCCUGAGAGCUUCUCUCCAUCUUGGACCCCAGGACAAGGUGAAUCUUUUCUGUGACCAUUGCUGUGUGCUUAAUCACCUUAAAAGCCAACAAGAUGGAGGCAUUUAUCCUAGAGUCUGUGGCCAUCCUGCCUGAGGAGUUGGUUGUCUUGUUAGAAAGUCCCUUGGCCCUCCUUUUAGGCAAAGGGAGGCUUUGUGUUCCAUGGUUGGUCAGAUCUUGAAAGCACAAAGGGAAUGUGCCCACAGGAUUUAGAGGCAAACUGCAGAAAUGCAUCACUUGAAGUCCUUGUCUUGCCCUGAAAAUGAUUUCUUUACGCAACGUUUUUUUUUUAACCUCAUCCGCAAUGGGAGAGACAGCUCCUGAUUUCUGGAAGCUUCCUGGUUUUUCCCUGUCUUCUCUAUGUCCUCAACACAAUUUCUGUUGCAGAUGAGGGAGAAUAGAGCACGAAUAAGAUAUAAAAUAAACACACUUUAAAAGCUUGA